Molecule: messenger RNA, 891 nt
Organism: Exophiala aquamarina CBS 119918
Lineage: Eukaryota; Fungi; Ascomycota; Eurotiomycetes; Chaetothyriales; Herpotrichiellaceae
Exons: 2
Coding region: 1-891 (296 amino acids)
Biological process (GO): superoxide metabolic process
Molecular function (GO): superoxide dismutase activity; metal ion binding
Source: RefSeq, a predicted model, not a curated record
AUGAAGAGCCCUUCAUGGCAAAACCAGAAGAAGAAAGAAGUUUUUGAAAACUAUGGCGUGCCCGGCUUUUUGUCCAAAGACUCUUUCAACCAGUCCUACCAAAAGUACACAGAGCAUCUUUGUGAUCGGUUAAAUGAGUUUGUCGCAGGCACGGCCGAUGAAGGGGCCUCCGCAAUGGAUCUACACAAACGCUACGCCCACGUUUCUCAGAAAGCCGCCCUCUACAACCACGCCGCCAUGGCCUGCCAUACCCAAUUCUUCUUUGAAGGCCUCGCACAUGCUCCUUCCUCCGCUGUACCUCGCAAACCGGGAAUCAACACCAAGAAGAGUAUCCAAACCUACUUCGACUCAGUGGACCAACUGCGGACUGAAUUCCUCGAGACCGCCGAUUCAGUUUUUGGCAAUGGCUUUGUCUGGCUGAUGCUGCUCCGGGACGUCGGCAGUCUCGGCAUUCUCGCCACCUACAAUGCAGGUUCGCCCUGGCCGGGCGCCGCUCCUCGCCGUGACAACCGUGACAUGGCCAACAUCGACGCUCGACAGCUAGCUGAAGAGCUCCAGGACACACGCAAAAACGCGGGUAACUACAGCGGCGGCAUGUCGCCACAGUUUUCCGGGUCCUUUGGCGAGUUCAGUGCCAAUCGAGCCCGUUUCUACGAGGGUCACUUGGAUGCGGAACCACUUCUAUGUGUAAAUCUAUGGCAACACCAGUGGCUACCAGACUACGGUCAUUUCGGCCGGAAAGAAUACCUCACGGCGUGGUGGGACACGAUAGAUUGGGGUAUGGUUGAACAGCGGUACUCGCUCGGUGCUCCCGUCAAUAACUCGAGACUGCGACCGUCCCUGUACGAGCCCUUGAUGAACAGAGUCCAACAAGACCAGUCCAGCGCGUAG